AUGAGAUCAGAAUAUAAAAGUGGAGGAAGAUCUUUGAAGAUUCACACACCAACCCAUGAAAUCUUCCACCACGUGCCGGAUUAUCUCACCAAUCACAUCACCAAUCCGCACCAUGUUCAUUAUCGCGGACCACACGGAGUCACCUAUCAUGAUCCGACGACCGGCGUCAAGAACAACCAUGGAUUCUUCGUCAUGUGUCGAGGAUGGACUUGCACAUGA
Messenger RNA from Caenorhabditis bovis, 219 nucleotides. Lineage: Eukaryota; Metazoa; Nematoda; Chromadorea; Rhabditida; Rhabditidae. The record is from the annotation of a GenBank genome assembly.